AUGGCGGGAUCUUCAACACAAGCCUUUCCCAAAUUCGGUGACGGCGACGUCCUUCUGAUUAUCUCGACGACACAAUACUACAAGCUCCAUUCCCAAGUCUUGUCGACACAUUCCCAAUGGUUUGCAGAGCAGAUCGCAGCAAAGCCAGCGCCGCGUCUCAACGCACAAGCGCGUCGCGAGAAUGCAGCGGCGUAUCGAUUUGAAUUGCAGGCAGUACCCGUAGGAGAAGGUCCAGGCCGGUUCAUUCGCAUUGACGUCAACGAGUCUGGCCGGUCACCUCGUUCGUCUCUCCCUAUGAUGCCCAACUUUGAAAAUGGCAAGGUCGAAAGCAUGACCAACCAGUGCUGGGACUGGCUCUUUGGGGUUUUUUACAAUCGCGAACCACGCUUCGACGACGGGUCGUUGGCGUCGGUGCUUACGUGCGUCAUGGGGCUGAUCGAGGUUGCGGAAUCGGUCAACGCGAUCGACCAGGUGCGCGACAUCGUCGACCUUGCCCUCAUGCGCCAGGAUGCGGUCCUGUGGACAUCCAUCAUGGGCAACCCGGUCGUGUGGAUCGAACUGGGCCGCCGUGUCCGGUCGCCGGCAAUCUACCGCGAAGCAGCCAUCCACCUCAUCGGGCAGUGGGGGAUGAUCGCAGACGAGGACAAGGACAGAAUCGGCGGCGACAUCCGCGCGGUGCUGGACCGCAAGGCCGAGGAGCUCGCGCUGGCAAAGGAGGCCAUCGAGAUGCGCAUCCUCGGACACUACCCUGCAUUCAUGACGCGCACGGCGGCCGAGAAGCCCGGGCGACCGUCGUACAGCGGCGACAUCUACAUGUGGAUGAGCGUGUGUUUCUUCCGGCAGUGGUUCGCGCAGAACAUCAGCGACGACCGCACCCGCCGCGCCCCGGACGGCGGCCUGAACUUCUACAGUGCCCUGCACGAGGGUGGCGGCGCGUACCUCACCCACCUCGACUUCAAGACGUUCCACCAGUACUUCCCCAUGAGCAUCAAGGCGUGCCACGUCCUCGAGGCCAACAUGGGCGUGCUGAAGGAGGACGUGAAGCAGUUUGUCAGCGAGCUGAUGGAGGAGCGCACCCAUCUGAAGAGAGCCGAACACCCCAUUACCUGGUUGACGUGCGCGAGGGUCGGUAAGGAGGACAUGCCUUGGUUCCCUGAGGCUUCAACUUCGAGGCCGGGUUCAGGAUCUGUCCCGUCGUCGUCUUCGUCGUCGUCGUCAUCGGCAGCAAGACUCGGAGCAACGAGAAGACGCCAGGACGAGGAAUUGAGGAAGUUGUACGAUGCCCUCAGCCACGAGAACGAGGCUAUGCUGAUGGCCGCUGCGGCCGGUCAGAGUCAACAAACACAACAGGCACAACAACACGCCAACAAAAGUGCGAAUACAGGCAGACAGCAGCAACGCGGGAAGAAGCGUGCGAGGGUCUACAGUAGUGACGACGAAGGCUACGAGGACGACGAGAACGAGAACGAGAACGGCGAUGACGUUGUUCAGAGUCUUGAAUUCCCUGAUGAUGCUGGUGUCGACCCUGCUGGUGCCGGUGCUGCUGCUAUUGGUGGUCCUACCGGUAGUAUCGUCGGCGACAUGGGCGGUUUGGCUGCUUGUAGUAGUAGUACUGCAGGUGGCGACGAGCUUUUUGGCCACGGCGACGGCAGUGGAAUGUUUCUGCCCGAAGGUACCGUCGACUUUAUGGGCCAGGACGAAUACUGA
Exophiala spinifera is the source of this 1707-nucleotide messenger RNA. RefSeq lists its product as uncharacterized. The record is from RefSeq and is a predicted model, not a curated record. Bases 1 to 1707 code for a protein of 568 amino acids. The transcript is spliced from 2 exons. NCBI's taxonomy places the organism in Eukaryota, Fungi, Ascomycota, Eurotiomycetes, Chaetothyriales, Herpotrichiellaceae.